GUUAAAAUGAUAGUAUGGGAAUACUUAUCUUUUAGGAAAGGGACCUACAUGUGAAUAAUACUCAGUAAUAAACCCAUGCCCAGCUUUUCCUCCUUUACAGGCUGGAAAGAGGACAUCCGUCCCUGGUGAUGGGUAAUGCCCAGCUUUUUCUCCUUUACAGACUGGAAAGAAGACAUCCAACCCUGUUAUGACGCGGAGCGGUGCUGCUGGGUUUUGCCGGUGUUGGUAGCCACGACAGAGGACGGCUCGCCGGAACAAAGGAGUGAACGGUGGCCGGUGUUGGGGUCGGGCAACCAGGUAUACUCCAUCCGUCUAAAGGCUGGACUCCAAUUGAAGAUUAUCGGACAACGACCCAAAGAAGACGCCGACCAUUUGAGAGGGUGCCGUAGGUGGCGACGGAGCUGGAGCUAUUACGCCGUGGCUGGAGCUCGGCUCGUCCGUCUCCUUCCUAAAUCUGGCACGCCACGGCCCCAAAUUCAAGUGGUUUCUCCUAGAUCUUAAAAUUGAGGCUUCCGGCAAAAGUGGGAGUAACUGAAGGGGUCCGAGGUGGCGGCGACUAAGCAGCGGCGGUUGGUGGCCAGACUGAGCGACAGCUGCGACCGUCCAUCGCGGUCCUGGGGACCGAGCGAUUAAAAUUGCCGGAAGAAUCGGCGCUGCAUCCGGCACUUCAGAAAAAAUGACCGAAUUGCAGCAGCACUGGGAUGAAUCUGAAUUUUGGCCAUGCUUCUUCUCCACAGAGAAAAGUGGAUCUAGGAAAAAAGUGGAUCAAGGAAAUCCACUUCGUCGGUGAAGUCCCCACUGCGCAGAGAAGAAAUCUGCCGUCUCCACCCCUUUUUUUUGGUAAAUCUGAAAAAUGAUGUUAGAAUCAAAAGAAAAAUUUUGAGAGCACCCUUGAUGGAAUCCAAGGGUAGAGGAAAAGGAGAAAAUGUGUAAAGAUGAAGAAGAUGAUGAAUAGUGUAGCCUCCAUUGUUUCCUCCCCUCCCUCUUCCUAGAAGAGGGGUAUAAAUAGGGAGAGUUAGG
Messenger RNA from Cuscuta campestris, 1020 nucleotides. Lineage: Eukaryota; Viridiplantae; Streptophyta; Magnoliopsida; Solanales; Convolvulaceae. The record is from the annotation of a GenBank genome assembly.